CUUGCUCGGACUUACCAAGCGCAGCCCUGCUGAACUGCCCAUUGCUGCCAAUACAUUGCCACCAUGCAUCGUUCUGCGUGUUCCGUGAACACUCUUUUGCGCAGAACUCGGGCAUCUAGAUCAGUGUCGCAUAUUCGCACGCUGGCGACACCGUCCUCGUCCAAAUCGAGCUUUAGUCAAAAUCUUGCAGAGGGACCCACGCUGGACGACUUCAUUGCGGAUGCUGUGCCCGACAGGAUAGUGCUCGGAAAUACGAAGGGCCCUCGCCUGCCGUCUCACCUGAAGACGUCAAUUCCGAAAGGGGCCUCGUUCACGAAGAUCAAGAAUGACCUCAGAGGAUUGAAGCUGCACACAGUAUGUGAGGAGGCGCGGUGUCCCAAUAUCGGCGAUUGUUGGGGUGGGAAGGAAGGUGCUACAGCAGAGGAGGGGCGGAGUGCCGCAACUGCUACCAUCAUGCUGAUGGGAGACACAUGUACACGAGGGUGCCGAUUCUGCUCAGUGAAGACUUCACGUGUACCACCACCCCUUGACCCUCACGAGCCGGAACACACAGCAGAAGCCAUCAGUCGCUGGGGACUGGGAUACAUUGUAUUAACGAGUGUGGACCGGGAUGACCUCGUGGACGGAGGUGCUCACCACUUCGCGGAGACGAUCACGAAGAUCAAGCAGAAAGCGCCUCAGAUCCUGGUAGAAGCACUCACAGGCGACUUCGGUGGCUCUCUUCCUAUGGUCUCCGUCGUGGCAAAGUCUGGAUUAGACGUCUAUGCACAUAAUAUAGAGACAGUCGAAGCAUUGACUCCCUUCGUUCGGGAUCGCCGAGCAGCAUUCCGACAGAGUCUGAGCGUACUAGAACAUGCAAAGAAGGAAGGUGUGCGUGUCACAAAGUCUAGUAUCAUGCUCGGAGUGGGAGAGACGGAAGAUCAAGUGAUGGACGCCCUCCGAGAACUUCGUAAGGUCGACGUUGACGUCGUAACGUUCGGCCAGUACAUGCGACCCACGAAGCGCCACAUGAAGGUGGACCGUUACGUAGAGCCCGCAGAAUUCGACCGAUGGAGGCAGGCUGCUGAAGAUAUGGGGUUCCUUUAUGUCGCAAGCGGGCCGCUUGUGCGCAGCAGUUACAAGGCGGGUGAGUUCUUCAUCGAGAACGUGUUGCGGGGGAAGGCCUCCGAGAAGAGGGCAAGAACGCUUGUGGCCGCCUCUGAGGUAGGACAGGCAGCACGCACGGUGUCUUAAGGAACUCUAUCCAUGUUACAGUAGAGUUUGUACAUACUGUACCCUUUCGACCAUAGGUUCAGUCACGGUCACACCCUGGCCUUUGAGUUCAAAUGUCACGUGUCACCGGCCGGUCUGAACUAAGGGUCAGUUCAAAGGUCACACCAUUCCAGAGCUCUUUUCGCCAUCUC
Laetiporus sulphureus 93-53 is the source of this 1403-nucleotide messenger RNA. RefSeq names its product mitochondrial Lipoyl synthase. The record is from RefSeq and is a predicted model, not a curated record. Lineage: Eukaryota; Fungi; Basidiomycota; Agaricomycetes; Polyporales; Laetiporaceae. Gene Ontology annotation, biological process: lipoate biosynthetic process. Gene Ontology annotation, cellular component: mitochondrion. Gene Ontology annotation, molecular function: 4 iron, 4 sulfur cluster binding; lipoate synthase activity. The transcript is spliced from 7 exons. The coding region runs from base 64 to 1233 and encodes 389 amino acids.